AUGAUAGUAAUAGAAAGAGGCGUCGUCGUCGGGCAGCACUACCUGGAGUACCUGGCCCACCUGUAUGCGGUCUACAACGAAGAUGACGUGGUGUGCUGCAUCAACCUGUACAACCAGUAUGGUAGGCCUGAUAAAAAGAACUUUGAAAAGUUGCAGCCAGACGUGUCAGUCGUGGCCAUCCACCCCCUUCAACUCCACAUCAACUUCAACCAAACCACCUCAUCCACCUACUCAAGAAACACCAACGAUGACGUCAAGCAACUGGAGAGCAGUAGAUUGAAACACGAGAAACGUAGAAAGAACGAAAGCAAUUUUCUCCAUGCCGGUUCCAAUCCAGUAUUGAAAUCUUCGUCGUUGUUGGCAAAAACAAAUUUAGGCAAUAGUGAUCAUUCACAUUUGAAUUUUUUAAUAGACUUCCUGUACUCGCAGCUUAAAUUUGAUGCUAGUGCAGCGAGUGGGAAGAGCAAUGGGAUCGAUGCGUUACCCGACAACAACGUCCUCAGUGCCAUCCGAAAUGCCAUCAGCAACUACAUUAACAACAACACCAACGACAGCAUCAAAGACACAAUCAACAACAUCAUCCUCAAAAACAUCAUCACCGACAAGAAGAGCGUCAACAGAGUCUAUGUUCCAGCCCAUCUGAACAACAUUAAAGUUUCCGCUCAUGCUUUAGGAUUCAUGCACCCUCCUUCUAACCUCAAGUUUCUUCCUCGAGCAAGAUACGACCAAUCACUGGAGGCCCUCGUAAGAUCGGCUAUUCUCAUCGGUCCAGAUCUCAUCACCCAUAUAUGCUCCAGUCCCCCGCCUAAAUUAAGGAGUGGUCUGAACUAUGUGAUUAUAUACGAAGCGACCGAGAGAGUGGUCGAUGGUGAGGUUAGGGCGGGCUUAUCACUGAGGCAGUUGUUGUUCUGUUUCAGUCUCAUAGAACAACACAGCUUGCAGUCUGCCGUCACAGGAACUUACAACUCUUUAUUCAGGUUCACCUACAGUUCGAACACGGAAGUCUUCCUGGUUGGCUCUAAAUCCAUUUAUGUACACUUCAUUAAGAAGUCAUUUGAAACAUUUGUAAACGAUUCAAGCAUAACUGAAACAUGA
Messenger RNA from Helobdella robusta, 1095 nucleotides. RefSeq lists its product as hypothetical. The transcript has 6 exons. The coding region runs from base 1 to 1095 and encodes 364 amino acids. Lineage: Eukaryota; Metazoa; Annelida; Clitellata; Rhynchobdellida; Glossiphoniidae. The record is from RefSeq and is a predicted model, not a curated record.